GCCCUUCCUCUUUACGCUUGCUGUGCGUGAGAGAGAGCGCAGUACUCGUAGGGAGUAAGUAAGCAAAAGCAAAGGUAAACAGCAUGAUUAAAAGAGCUGUCAAGAAAGAUAAAGCGAGGCGAGACACCCCUUAAAACUAGUAAGAUCCAUCGAGGUUAAACAGCACCGGCCAUGGCGGUGGUGGCUAGGAGUAAAGCGGCUGCAUGCAACUCCUGCAGCUAAUCGCUGUGGCUCACCUUGCAUGCACUACUCAGUAGUGGUGAAACUACAGCAGCCUACUGAACAACUUGCUAGCCUUUGCCUACAAUACCAUCUCUCUCUCUCUCUCUCUCUCUCUCUCUCUCUCUCUCUCUCUCUCUCUCUCUCUCCUUCCCAUGCUUCUCGCCGGAACAUAUAGCAUAAGAAUCUCCCGUGUCCGGGCAUCUUUCCUUUUCCUGCCAUAGGCCGUGACGGGAGCUUCUUGCUUGCGUGCUUGUUCCGGGCCGGCUAUCAUAUUGCCUGCCUAUGAAGCUCUCUGUCUCUGGCCAAUGGAGGAGCUACUUCUCCUCUAGCCUUUCUCGUCUCUGAUUCGUCCAUUGACCUUGGGUGACGUCGGCGCCACUUCUGCGCCCCGCGACUCCUCGCGUCUUGUGUGAGUGUGAGUGCUACAAGCAAGCGAUGGACAUGAACGAGAGCGGCGAGACAGGGAUGGAGCAGGGCAACGCGUCCUCCGGCGCCCCGGUGGAUUGGCAGACUCAAUUCAACGCCGCCGCGUUCUCGUGCGCGCCGCAGCAGGUUCCCAUGAUGGACUCCGCCUUCGCGUCCGCCGGCCUGUGGGCGUCCACCUCCCAAGCCAUGGCGCUCUCCGACGUCGUCGGCGCCAUGUCGGCCGCGCGGGGAGGCGGGUUCUUGGCGCCGGUGCCCGGUUUCCUCCCGCAGGGCCUCGGCCAUUUCGCCGUCGACUCCGGCUUCAUCGAGCGCGCCGCGCGGACGUCCUGCUUCAGCGGCGGCGGCGGCGGGGUGAUGGGCGCUAGCGCAGCUGCCUUCGGUGCGGCUGGUCAGACCGUGAACAACGCGUUCAGUGGUUCGUCAGAGGCGCUGCUGCUGGAUCACCAGAAGAAGGACGUCGUCGGCGAGAAGGGCGAGCCGGAGCUCGGCCGCGACGACGGGGUGCUGAGCCCGGAGGCUGCUGGUGGUGGGGACUGCUCGUCCAAGGGGACGUCGGACUCCAAGAAGAGGAGAAGGCCCAACGAGGUGGUGGGAAGCGAUCAGGUCCAGUCGGCCAACCUGCCCAGCGCCGACUCGGCGAACGAGAGCGUGCACAGCAUGGACAAAGGCGAGGAGAGCAGCCCGGCAACAACCACCGCCGGCGCCGGGCCUGGCAAGUCGAGAGGGAAGGGAGAGAAAGAGGUCCCCGAGUCUCAGAAGGAGGACUACAUCCAUAUCCGAGCCCGCCGCGGACAGGCAACGAACAGCCACAGCCUAGCAGAACGGUUGAGGAGGGAGAAGAUUAGCGAGAGGAUGAAGCUUCUGCAGGACCUUGUUCCUGGUUGCAGCAAAGUCACUGGCAAGGCGGUGAUGCUUGACGAGAUCAUCAACUACGUUCAGUCCCUGCAAAGACAAGUUGAGUUCUUGUCAAUGAAGCUCGCCACGGUGAACCCAAGGCUUGACCUCAACAUAGAAGGGCUUCUAUCGAAAGACCUUCUCCGCUUCCCUGGUGCUCCUUCGUCCUCCCUCGGGUUUCCCCCAGAAAUGAUGCACCCGCAGCUACUACAGCUGUCGCAGCCAGGCCGCCUGGUCCAGGGAGCCGCCGCCGCCGCCGCCGGCAUGGCCAAUCCGGACGUGUUCAGGAGAAUCAUGCAGGCGCAGCUGAGCGCGAAAGACGACAGCGGCGGCGCCUCUCAGUAUAAGCUUUUGGGUUUCUCGAGCAGAUGCUGCCCCACGGGUCGUUCGGUGGCGUUGCGCGGGCGGCGUACCCGUCGUCGUCGUCGGCCCUGGCGCUGGGGUCCCACGACUACUUGAGGAGCAUGAGCAGGGCGUCGCAACAGGACGUGUUUCAAAUCUGAGCAUGCCAGCUUGCACGUAGCAGCAGAGGCUUCCUUCUCCAUCUGGACGUCUGGUCGACGAACAUGCAGGCGCGCAGGGCCGGCGUAAGUGAUGCUGCUACUGUUGUGCUGUGCUGUGCUGUGCUGGGAGCAGCAGCGCUGCAGUUCUAGCCCAGCGUCACACGGCGGUGCGUCGCCCGGGUUUUUAUUGAUUGCGUUUCAGAAGGAACUGAGGAAAAGCUCGUGGAGUCCCCCCACCCCCGCGGAACGGAAGCGCUCGGACGGACGGACGGAGGGACGAGCGAUGCCUUUGCCUGCCUGGAUGGCUGGAAAUUCUGUCUGGGUGGUCGCGUGGUGCAUUCAUGGCUGGCUGGCGCCCAGUGCAGUGGCCAGUGGCAGUGGCAGUGGGCUGUGUGUUGGUAGCGAGCAAAUGCGCUGCUGCUGCUGCUGCUCCAGCUGCAGCAGGAUGUAACGCGAGGAGCCUUGGUUUCUGUUAGUAGUUUCAGUGCCUUUUUGGCUGCGUAUAAUAUAGUUUAAGGGUGCAAGAAACACUCGUAAAUUUCGGGGGCGGCCUGGCGAGUUCUCCUUGUGCCACAAAUCAAAGAAAAGAAGGGUGCUACGUACGAUCGAUCAUGCA
Zea mays is the source of this 2661-nucleotide messenger RNA. RefSeq lists its product as uncharacterized. The transcript is spliced from 7 exons. Bases 658 to 2001 code for a protein of 447 amino acids. The record is from RefSeq and is a predicted model, not a curated record. Lineage: Eukaryota; Viridiplantae; Streptophyta; Magnoliopsida; Poales; Poaceae. Gene Ontology annotation, molecular function: protein dimerization activity; DNA-binding transcription factor activity. Gene Ontology annotation, cellular component: nucleus. Gene Ontology annotation, biological process: regulation of DNA-templated transcription.